Messenger RNA from Pollicipes pollicipes, 1747 nucleotides. Its product is annotated as DNA-directed RNA polymerase III subunit RPC5. Lineage: Eukaryota; Metazoa; Arthropoda; Thecostraca; Pollicipedomorpha; Pollicipedidae. Gene Ontology annotation, biological process: tRNA transcription by RNA polymerase III. The coding region runs from base 213 to 1736 and encodes 507 amino acids. The transcript has 11 exons. Gene Ontology annotation, cellular component: RNA polymerase III complex; nucleus. The record is from RefSeq and is a predicted model, not a curated record.
AUCGCGCAGCCUGUUUACUCGCAGGACGAUUCUGAAUCAAUUGAGUUUUAAUGUUGCUUGGGUGGUCAGUAGUUCGGCCUAUGGAGCGUUGUAGGCUCAAUUCAAAAACUGUUUUGUAUCUUGAGUGAACAGUCUGCACAGCACCCUGGCCACCCUACUGUGUGAAGUGAAUCACAAGUGUGUUGAUAAUUGUAAGGCCAUAGAUAUUCACCAUGCAGGCCCCUGUUAUAAAAAAGGAAAAGGAAGAUGAAGAUGAUGAAGUUGUCCAAGAGAUGCCAGUGUAUCUGUCUAAGGGGCUGCAGGAGAAGCUGUGGGUACUCCAGUAUCCAGUGCGGCCAGCCCACAUGACGUACGACCAUGCCCAUUUCCUGGAGGCCAAGCUGAAGCCGGAGCAGCACCAGCUGAAGCUGUCGCUGGAGAUCAACACGGCCAGCGCCAGCUACGAGACCAGCAAGGGCGAGCAGAUAGCCCUCAAUGUCGAUGGCACGCGACUGACGCGUGAUCAUAACGACCUCUUCUACGGCGGCUCCGUGAUGGACCGUCAGACGCUGUCCUCCACGCUGGUGACGCCGUGCUCGCGCCGCUACUGCCUGGGCGUGGUGUCGGACGGCGAGCUCCACCUGUCGCCCGUCGACGCCGUCGUGGCGCUGCGCCCCAGCUUCGACUACCUGGACCGCGGCGACAAGAAGGGCCGCCAGGAGGCGCGCGAACUCGGCGAAGAUGUGUCGGGUGACGAGGACGAGCCGGACGGGCCCAGCACGGAGCGUGUGACGGUCAAGUUUGCUCGGCCCGAGCCCGACCGCAUCAAGCAGGCUCGCGAGCGCUCCUACCAGUACCUCAAGCGCAAGCAGGACGAGCAGCCCUGGGUGCCCACCACUGUGCACAAGCGCUCCAGCGCCAGCAGUGAGACGGAGUGGCAAAAGCUGCUCUGCUCGCGGACGGACGACCUUUCCCUGGCGGCCACCAUGGACCAGGGCGAGUACAAGCAGCGCCUGCUCCCAGAGCCAUCUGUUGAAGACAUUACCAAGCGUGGUUUACAGAAUGAACAGCAGAUGUCGCUGCGCUCACUGCGCGGCCUGCCACUUGCCGAACAGAUUCGUGCGCUGAUGAUAAGGCUAAAGGUGUGCCAGUUCGGCUCGCUGCUGCCGCUGUUGCCGCGCGGCACGGCGCCCGGUGACGCGGUACGCGUGCUGCAGCAGACGGCCCAGCUGGUGCGGGGCCUCUGGGUGGUGCGCAGUGAUGUGCUCUACCCCAAGGGCGGCCAGACGCCCCGCACCGGCGUCCCCAAUGACCUGCUGGCCCGCGGACGUGACUACAUGCUGUACCAGUUUACGCAGCGGACGUUCGUGGGCCGUGCGGAGCUGGCUGAGCAGAUCCGCCUGCCGGCCGAGGACGUGCUGGACCUGCUGCAGCAGGUGGCAGAGCUGAUGCCAGGCCGCGGAUGGAGGAUGCGGCUGAAGCCGGACCCGCACCACGAGCGCAGCUUCCCGGACGUGGUGCAGCGCCAGCAGAUGCUCUGGGAGGCGAAGCACCAGCAGCUGAUGAAGGCGUUCCGGGAGAGUGGUCGGACCGAGGGCGCCGGGCCAGCCAAGCCGCGCCGCCGCCGCCAGCGCUCGCAGCGAGACUCCUUCAGCGCCUCGUCAGACAACGAGUCGAGCGGUGAGGCCGGCUCGCGCAAACAGAGGCGCAACUCGGGCGUGAAGGUGAAAACGGAGCCGGCCGAGGCCAAGAGCUAGCGGCGGCGCGG